Messenger RNA from Grus americana (Whooping crane), 8073 nucleotides. RefSeq names its product URB1 ribosome biogenesis homolog (gene URB1). The transcript has 39 exons. Gene Ontology annotation, biological process: maturation of 5.8S rRNA from tricistronic rRNA transcript (SSU-rRNA, 5.8S rRNA, LSU-rRNA); maturation of LSU-rRNA from tricistronic rRNA transcript (SSU-rRNA, 5.8S rRNA, LSU-rRNA). The record is from RefSeq and is a predicted model, not a curated record. Gene Ontology annotation, cellular component: nucleolus. Lineage: Eukaryota; Metazoa; Chordata; Aves; Gruiformes; Gruidae. Bases 379 to 6954 code for a protein of 2191 amino acids.
AGACGCUGCCAUCGCCUGAAAUAUAUGAUGUCGUGGAGGGAUAUGUAAAAAUUUCCAUGGAGUGUGCUGAAAUAUUCAAACUUUUGGAUGGAGAAAGGAAGCCUGAAAGUGAAGAUUGUACAGGCCUUCAGUCAGCACCUUGGCUUGGACUUCCAGUGGAGGUCCCUCCCUACUACUGAAUUUCACGAGUUUAGCAGCUGAAAGAAGAGAGGAGUUGGCUGAACUCCUGUGGUUCUCUAGUCUUUCAUAUAGUAUCUGUAUAGAGGCUUCCUUGAAAAUUUGCACUCUCAGAACUAAUCCUUUAGAAGAGGCAGCAUUAAUUUGGAAGAGAAUUCAGAAGUUAACUUCAACUUCGUAUGUGGAAGCUUUGCUCUUGUGAUGCUAUUAAUCUUUCAAGCUCUAGAAGCCAUUUUACUGAGGACAGCCAGUGACCUCUCCCAUUUUUCUGUUGUGGGAAUGAACAUAGUCAAAAAGUUGAUUCAUUCCUACAUGAGAUUGGUCUAUGCUGCUUUGUAUUCUGAAAAUUACAGGAUGAGCCGAGUGUGCCUUACGCUGUUGUCAGCAAUGGUGGCUCAGGGGCCAGAUUCAGCAAGGGAUGUGUACAGCCAUUUUGAUUUCAAUAACAAGUUUUUGCCUGGAUUAUUGAAAAAAAGAUGUAAGAAGGGGGGAACUGAUGUCCGCAUGGCCUAUAUUCAGUUUGCUCUCUCCUUUUUGAUUGCUGGUGAUAAUACAAUCUUGACACAGGUGCUGGAAUUAAAAGAUUUCAUUCCAGAUAUUCUUCGUUCCGAAAUAAAGGAAGACAAAGUUUCUACUGUCAAUCUUCUACUUUCCACACUGAGAACUAAGGUGGUUCAAAAUAAAAAUAUCACCAAAACCCAGAAGGUGCGCUUUUUUACUGCAGAAGUGUUGAUUCACAUUGCUUCACUUUACCGGUGGAAUGGGAUUACUGAUGUCAGCCCUGGGGAUUUAAAGGUGACUCAAGGUUCUGAAGAGGUGGGAAAAAUGAUGGUACGGGAGCUUGUUCAUAAUUUCUUAAUGGACCUCUGCUGCUCUCUGAAACAUGGCAUAACUUUCUAUGACCCAAGUCUUGGAACUUCUGGCAAGGGAGGAAAUGUGGUGCUUCUGCGCUUUCUGCUUGGUUUAAAAACUGCAACAGAAGAUGAAAUGGUAGCUGAUCUUAUGGUGAAUAUUCUUAAAGUAUGCCCAGAUUUAUUGAAUAGAUACUUUAAGGAGGCCCAGUAUUCCUUUGUUCCUAGACUGAAGUCAGCUUGGAUGGACAAUAUGAAGUUACUCAGAAAGAUCUAUGAGGCUCAACCAGAGAUUUCCAAUUCUUUUAAGACUUCAGAGUUUAUUCCUCUUCCCAGGUUGCUUUCUAUGGUGAUGAUAACAACAGUCCCUGCAGUGUGCAAUAAAAUAAUGUUCACCCAAGGACUAAAUUUGGCCAGCACAGCAGUGAAGCACAGCAUACUGUCACUUGUGUCAGUGGUUCUGAGAAGAGCCUUGAAGAAUAUUGAGUACUGUUUGAAUGAAGAAAUUUGGCAAAAGUCAGAAAUCUACACACUGUCCAUGAUGCAGGAGUUUGUACAGCUGUACAGAGAAGCCAUCAGCAAGCUUUUACCAGACAUGAACAAUAUAGUGGCUGUCUGGCAGUCCCUUCUGAAGCAAGGGAGAGAACACCAUGAUGGCCAAGAGGAGAAGAGGGAAGGUGAUACCUCCACUGUGAAGGCAAUGACUGAGACAGCAGAAGUUGCUGAACAGCAUGGUUCUGAUGACGCUGAGACACUGUUUCUGAAAGCUGCACUACUUCAAGUCAUAUGCCUGUAUCAGAAGGUCGUGCCCCACUUGGUAACACGGAGCAACUUUGAUUUUAGCAAGCUGCUAAAAGGUAUCGUCACUGAAAAGGGCCUCCGAGAGGAGGUCCCUCCUGUUCUGCAGUACCAUAUACUGAAAGUGGCUUUGGAACUUCCUGCAAAUAAAUUUGCCUGGUUCAGAGUACAGGAUGUCUCUGAGACAGAGAAGGUAUCUGGUGAAAAAUCUGUAUUCUAUUUACUGAUGAAAAUGUUUGUUACAAGUAACCAUUCUCAUCUGAAAAUUUCAACCAAAAAACUGAUCAUCAAGGUUUUACGUGACAGCGGAGUGUUUGAGUACACGUGGAAGGAACUUUCAGUUUGGCUGGAACACUUGGAUAAUACAAAAGAAGACAGAAAGGAAGCAGUGAUUCAAUUUUUGGAAAGGAUCCUGUUGAAACUGGUGACAAACCCCUAUCCAUAUACAGAUAAAGCAGCAGACCUUGUUCAGGAGGCCAGUAUGCUCCAAGUUAAUGUAUUUAAACAAGACUCUGAUAACGUCAGCAUCCCCAUCUCUCACAUUGACGAUGUCCUAGAUAUGGUGGAUGUCCUAAUUGAGGGCAGCGAUGGCUUAGAUGAAGAAAUUGGGUUCACUUUAAAUGAAGACACGAUUAUCCAAACAUUUCCAUUCAGUGCUGUUGUCCCUGCUGCAUUAGAAGCCAGGAAUAUACUGUUGCUUCAGACUGAAAAUGGAACAGGAGCACACAUUGUGAAGUAUCUUGUUGGUGUUUUCACUGACCUCCUGCACUCUCAAAGAGAUCCCCUCGCCCUCUGCCUGAUGUUCCAGCUCUAUGAUAAAGAUCUGCAGUUGCUGAAAGUUUCUAAGUAUCCUCAGCUCUACCAAUUUAACCAGUAUUAUAAUCUUUGGAUACCCCAGCAAUCCCAGCAACCUCUGUUUAAAAAACGCAAAGAGGUGUGCAAAGAACCUGCUGUGGCCCUGGAUUCUAUAUUUAGCACUUUGCUAAAGAAAGCCUAUGAGAGAGGAAGUGAUACCUUACUGGAAGACAAUAUCCAGACAAAAUUGAGAGAUUUGGCUUCCCAUCUCCCACCUGAACAACUUUUGUUAGGAGUAAAGCAUGUGUUGCUAUACCUGAAAUCCACAGUGGAGAACUUUGGCAGUCUUAGUAAAGCUUCUGGUCCUGCCCUUGUUGACCUCUAUGUGGACCUGCUGAGCAGCUUGCUGUGCCGGGGAAAUCAGAUAGAGUUGGAUAAUCAGCAGAAACGAGAAAAGCAUCAGACUGAAUCAGAUCUCUUCAUGGAUGAGGAAUCUCUGAUUAUGGAGGAGUCUUCAAAUGACAAGACACUAGAAGAUACACUCAUGCUGAUUUUCAGACAUCCUACGCUGGAGAGUUGGUUCCUGGCUUUAGAGCAACGUUCUCUUCCUCAGCACAGUUUAAACCCUGUCACUGUGAAGCUCCUGUCAGCUCACCUCAAUUCUGGUGUGCUCCAGCUAUUGAAAAUGGGUGCCCCGAUGUUGCAGAGCAUGGAUCACAAACGUGUGUUAUCAAAGUAUUUUGAAGCUGUCACAAAAAGUGUCUUGAAAGAGCUACAGGCUGUGGGGAAAGGCAGGAGCCAGGUCUCUCCCAAGAAGUCUCACCAGCUGGAGGCUCUGGAGGAAUUGCAGAUAUACAUGGCUGCAGCUCAGCUGAAGGAGAUCACUUCAGCCAUGCUGGGACUUCCUGAGAUGAGCUUGACUACUCAGAAAUCUGAAAAAUCCCCUAAAAAAGGGAAACAAUUAAGCUUCUAUGGACAGAUUUUGGUGCAGCUGCUCACAGACAGCUACCAAAGGCAGCCCCAACAAGGAGAACUACUGCUAUCCACAGAGCACAUUAAAACUUUGGGGAUAUUGAUGUCAGCAUCAGCCAGCAAAGAUCUUGAGAAAGUUUUCCUUCAGGCUCUCCAAAGUGAGCCAGUCCUUGCCCACGCAGUCAGUGUAGAGGUGCACAUUCACUGCCUUAAUCAGAGGUCAGAAACCUCCCUUGCCAUUGUGGGCAUGCUGAUAAAACACUGUAGGACCCACCUGCUGCAGUUUGAGCUGUGGUGUCUGAGCAGUGACACGGGAAAGUACCUCAGGAAAAACAUGGAGAGCUUUCUUCCGCUCAUUAAUAUGUAUUUGCAAUGCAGAGACCAGUAUGAUUUCACUCGACCUUCCACAGUUGUCUCAGCUGUUACACCUGUCUUGAGGAAAGCUCUGUGGAAGGAGCUCUGCAGUGUGUUUCAAGACACAGAAGUGUCACGUGAGACCACUGUGAAACUGCAAGUCCUUUCAAAGUUGUUGCCAUCUUCAGAAAGCAAAGGGCUGCGAAACCUUAUUGACCUGCUUCCUGCUGCUCUUGAGAAAGCAGAAAAUAACGAGAGUUGGACAGUGGCAGAUGCUAUAUCUAGAGUGCUUGAAAACUCUGAAGAGCUGAAUUCCUGGAGGAGACGCCUGUUAUCAGCCUGCAUGAAGGGGUUAAUUGUCAUGUACAGCAGCAGUAAAGAUGAAAGAAAGCAAGAAGUGGAGAGGUCCAUGCUGCUGAGGCUAGAAGAAUUAUUGCACUUUGUUGAAGAAGUGGACCCAGAUGACUGGUACAGCCUUGUGAAGACAGGACUCAAGUACCGCUACACAGACGAAGCAUUUUUGAAAGUCCUGAAUAUUGCUAUUCAGUUAUUAUACAAGAAAGAAUCCUCACUUAGUCAGAGAUUAGUCAAGCUCUCCAAACUUCACAUGAUGGUCACGCAGCACUCUCUAUUUUUGUCAGCCAUACUGAGGUCAAGAGAAGAAGAUGGCACAAACACCCAGACGAGAGAGGCCUUGGUGGAUAUCCUGCUGACAGUUGUGAAACUCAGCCCUUCUCUGUGUGAGAGCAGUCACCUUGCCGUGUUGUUGGGUGCCUACGGGGCUACACUGAGUGCUGUAGAUCAGAAGAUACUGCUACUGCUUCAGUUCUAUGAGAAGAAUAAUCAAAGUCUUAUAAAUUCCAGAAUCCUGCUAUGGGGUCCAGCCGCUGUGGAGCAUCACAAGACUUGCAAGAGUCUAGGGAAGUCACUAUGGCAGCAGCCAAGCAUGGAGGAGAUUCUGUGUCUGCUAGACCGAGAAAAGAUGAUGAGGACAAUUCUGUCUUUCCCUCAGCAUCGCCGUCUUCUGUCAUCACAGGAGGUACAAGAAUCACUAUAUAGAGAUGAAAGCGUCAAGAGUCUUGAUGACUUCUAUGAUCCUCGUUUUCUACUUCAGCUCUUUAGUGAACUGACCAGACCAGAGUGUGUAGUGGCAUGUCACAAGUUUGUUGAAGUCAAUGCCCUGGGUCUAACAGUAGCUGCCCUUAGCAGUUAUGAUUCCAACAUGAGAGCAGCUGCGUAUUUUGUCCUGGCUUCCUUUCGUUCUCAUCUGGAAGGAGGUCGUUUUCCAGAGAAGAAUCAGUUGCUGUAUCUCUUGGAUGCUGUGCAAAAUGGAAUCGGGCAGCCGAACCUCAGAUUUACCUUCUCUUUGAGCCUCUACGUUGCUCGUGUGGCACAGCAGAUUCUGAAGCCAGAGGAGCACAUUUAUAUAAAGGUAAACAGAUUCCUUCUGUCACACCAGUAUUUGGACCUGAGGAAAGUACCAGGGUUUUUCCAGCUUUUCUACAGUUUUGAUUUUGAGUACAAAACCGAACGUGAGUGGAUUCUCAGGUUUCUUGGAGAAGGGCUGCGUGAUAAACAUUGCUACGAGCUUUACGACUACCAGAGGAUUUUCCAGGUCAUUCUUUCCUUUUUCAACAGUCCUUUGUGUGAUGAGGGCUCUCAGAAUCGUAUUCUGGAGAUAUUACAAAAUGCUGCCCAUGUCACCAGAGCUGCCUAUGAGCUGAUACAAGAUCACAGCCUCCUAACCUGGAUACUGCACAUCUUAGAAAAAAGGUUUUUGGAAAACAAGCUGUUAAAUAAAAUUAUUUCCUUGCUACAUACUCUGUGGCUAACAAAUUUAGGAGGCAAGAGAGAAAGCAAGAAUCAAUCCCAGGAGAACAAGAACAGGAAGUUUCUUCCUAUUCAGCUUGUAAAUGAAUUUCUGUAUGUUUUGAUCACAUUAAUCAAACACAUUCGGACUAAUUUCGAUCCAGCCAAACUGACUCAGUUUUUCAGUACACUCAAUUCUGUGUUGGAAUACCGUGCUAUCGUUGUUGAGGCCUUCAAAGAAAUGAGCCGGUUCACUGUGAACGAUGGCAUUCUCUCGAACAAAGAGAUCCUGCUGCUGCUGCAUAAGUGGAGCAUCAUUGAAAAAGACCUGCAACUGCAAGAGGAUGUACAGACUCUUGCUCAGAAAUACCAAAUCAAAGAAUUGCUUAAAAAUAUUAAAGAAAAGAACAAAUCUCAAGGCUCAUCUCAUGCAUAUCAUCACAUUCGGAAAAAGAAUGAGAUCGAAAGAGAAGGCGAUGCCGCUGCAGACCUGGAAGUCUCUGAGUUGGAGAAAUGCAGACAUCAUCUGAAUUCCAUAUUUGCCCAUUGGGAGCCUGUUUUCCCAGUGCCACCUACCAAACAUCAAGGGGAGCCCCUCAAAUCUGCUGACCGUGAGGAUGAAACAGUCGGUCUUACCUGCGCAUCCACUUACGUCGUAACUAAGUGGCUCGUAAAGUCCAUGGUUGAGCACAGCCUCAAUGUGCAAAGUGUUUCGUUAACUCUGCGGUGGCUGCAGCACCGCAUCUUGCCGCACCCAGUGGCGGUGCAGGAGAUGCUCAGGGAUGAGACACUGAGAAACAACAUCUUCAAAUUUUACACCCGGAUCUGCGAGGCCAGCAGUGGAACAGCUGGGCUCUUGGAAGAGCUCUGUUUGUUCAGUUCAGUCAUGCUUCACCUCAUGGAUGCUCAGGGCCUGACCAACAACAGCUUUCACGAACCUGUGAAGACAUUGUGCCUGUCAGCAAUGACGGAAGAGGAUGCGAACAAGAAAGCUGUUUGUGUAUUCCUGACUUCUGUUUACAUUGGGGACAUAUGGCUUGGAGCACAGGAGCCAGAUAUGUUAAUAACCCAUGUCAAAUUGAUCUGCAGAAGUACAGAUGAUAAAUUGAACGAUGAAGACUUGGAAACUCAUAAACAAGCAGAAGAAACUAUUAUGCCUCUUUGCAAAACCCUUUACUUGGCUACACUGGGGCCUUAAUUCAGCAAGCUGACACUUAGACGUUAAUGUUAUAUGCUCUGCCAUCCUUGCUGCGAGCCGUGAAACCCUCCUGAACUGUUCUCCAUACAAAUCUAACUUGUUUUGUCAUAAAGAUCAAUAUUUUAUUACUGUGUGCAAACUCAGAGGGGGGAAAAUUGUAUUCAUCAUCUCUCAGUGGAACAUUAAAGCUGUAAUUUCCCUUUUCUUGAACAGUAUGGGACACUGAAUGUUAUUUAUAUCAUUUUUAUUACAGGCAUUUUUAACUUUAUGAAGAACCAAAAAAGAGUGAUUAGCACAUUGCCUCUGGACUGUAUUUCAGUCCCCAUGUAGUUAAAAUCCCUCCUCUCUCCGCUGUAAAAUGGGGAAAAAAGACUGCAUUACUUUACCACAAUGUGGUAUAAGCGCAAAGAACGAGUAGUCAGAGGUUUAGCCAUGAUGGUUUACUACUAUUUCUUGAAGAACACAGUUUCUUUUAUGAUAUGUGAUACCAAAACCAGUAUGAAUAGAAGACUGAACACUGGAAUUGUGCUGGUCUGGGAUUCUUCUUGGUUUAAAAUUAUAUUGCUUUUGUAAGCAUUUAUAUGGGAGCUGGUCUGUUUUUAUUCUCCUUUCUGUUUUAAUUAAAAAAAGCCCUGACCAUCAUCACUGCUGAGACUUGCAACAAAGGCCCGUCUUCCCUCCGUUCCGAAAAGAUGAGAGAUGGCAAUAAACCCAAACGACUCACUGCUCAUUGAUUAUACAUGGGUUUUUAUUGGAAAUUCUCUGUGAAAUCUGAUAAAUAUUUCUUGAAUGUGGCCACGAGGGCAGUUUAACAUACCAGAUAUGCAAACAUGCAGAGCCUGAACUUGAAACUUUGAAAUGUAAAACAGGAUUUAUUAAAUUGACUCAUGAAUAUGUGCUGUGCCUACGUACUUUGUACAAAUUCUGUACAGGGAGAAAAAAAAUCAGAAAUGCACACUCCUUGUGAUGUUUAUUUAAUUUUUUUUAAAUAAAAAAGUGAGAUGCGAAUAACGAGGAUUGCUUCUACAUAUAAAUAUUCUUGUCCUAAAGAAGUCAUAAUAUCUAUAUCAAGACUUAAUUUAAAAAUAAAAAAUACUUCUUGAAAAAGAAGUGAGCUCA